AUGGCGUCGUUGGUGGCUUUCCGGCAGUUGCGCGACGUGAUCGCCACCCAGGAGGUGUUGGUGGAGAAGCUGAGGCGGCAGAUGGCAAUACUGGAGGAGAAUUCAGUAAGCAGAGUGGAAUAUGAGGCUAUUCUGAAGAAACUAGAGAAGGAAGUGGAAGAACAUGCAAAGACCAAGAGGAAUCUGGCUAAGGAAUCCGAACAGCUGGACUUUGCCCUUGGGGAGAUUGACGUCCUGUCGAAGCAGCUUGAGAGGGAGAAACAAGCCUUUGACAAUGCACUUUCCAGUGUGAAAAGCAAAGUGCUCAAGGAAUCAAUCCAAAAAGACAAGCUGAAAAGCAAAUGUACGGAAAUUGAGAGCCAUAUUCAGAAACAGGAAGACAUUCUAAACUGUAAAGACAACGAGAUAAAGGAGCUGCAGCAUUUCAUCAACAAACAGAAGCAAACCCUAAAGAAACAAGCAUCUGACUUCAAAAUACAGAAACAACAGGAAUAUUAUAUAGCAAAAGCGCUAGGGGGAAAAACAAAGAAGAGUGUUAAAUAACUACUGCAGCAUUCCCUUACAAUCUGUAAAAGACAAGGAUGCAUUCUCAGUCUUCUCACCAAGAAAUUCUAAUGUCUGUAGAUGAAGAGUGCUUUUUAGAAAUUCACCUCCAAAUGAUCAUAUCCAGCGUAUUGCCUAUGGACAACACUCUCUAGAAGCAUCUAGUCUGUCCACACCUGCCUACUAGGUCCCAAUCUUACACUGGGAUGUUUGUGCAUAAGUUAAGGUGGACCUCAGUUGCAGAAUUGGGCUCCUAACAUUGAGACAUUAGCUUUGUCACCUUGAGCGUUUAUAUGGAAGAUGUUCAAAUAAUUCCUAAUAGUGGCUGAGGGAUCCCAGCCGAGAGCUGUGUUGUAAAGUGCCAGUCCAACAUGUCUGUUAGUUUCCGCUCAUCCUCCUCUAGAAAAUGGAAGAGUUGGCCUCAAAAGCACGGAGCAAAGCUUUAGCUGUUGUUAGCAUCAAAUGGAAUCUAUACGCUAAAACUUACAACGAAAUAGUUUUGAGCUAGUUACCUGUGAAUCCACUCACAUCCGCCUUGUGGUGUAUUUGCAAUAGGCAAGAACACUUGUCUCAAAACUGUAAAAAUGGGAGAGCCCACUAAUCUUAAAAACGAUGGAAAUAUUUUCUCCAUGAAAUCACUGAUGCUUUUUGUGUUUUCUCUUUCUUUGGUUGCGAUGCUCCAUUUUUAGCGCUUAAUUCCUAAACAAAAUAUGCCAAGGCUCAAGUCUGUGAUGAACUCCCAUCCUCUGAUUUGGAAGCCCUUCCUCCACAUUCCUGUUUGGAGAUUCUCUGAACUUAUUCAGAGAAAUGCACUUUGCACCAGCCCCAGGAGCCCUUUCAUCCUUUCUUGCUAUUAUGUUUUCCUGACACCCAGUUAUGGUGUCCUAUUGUUUCUGCACCAGCAUGCAAUUAGAUUCUGAAAUUUAUAUCAGGCUUUGCAACUUUCCAUUUUCUGAAAGCGUGGAUCUCGCUACUGCAUGAACGUGAGAUGCUUGCAAAAAUAGAACAAAAUUAAAUACGAUGCCUCUAGCUUACCUCCAGCAGCUGGGUAAGCUAUAAUGCAAGUAGAAAGAGAAGCAAAUCUCAGAUUGCUAAGGCAAGAGUUGAUUGAUUUCUUCCCACCCUCUCUGCUAUUGACCUCUCAUACUUCCUGUUGUCUUUGAACAGCUACGUACAGUUCUUCAGGUAAUGUAGGUUUUAGUUCAUCACACUGUUUCAAGCUCUUACCAGGAUUUUCAGUGUUUAAAAAUUUUUUCAGUCAGCUGCUAACCAUGUAUCUAUAAUUCACAAAUGUAUAAAGUUCCUCCUAACUUUUUCUCUCUAAGUUGGCUUCAUUCUGCACAUUUAUCCGACCAGUGAUUUAGUUAUCUGUGUGGUGUCCUGGCUUAGUGUCCCUUAGUGACUCCUCCCUUGCCACCUUAUCUCCACCACCCAGCUAUUGCCAUGUCUUCUUUUCUACUCUUAGCUUUCUUCCUGAUACAUCUUUUUGCUGAAUCGAUCUAGAAUUGUUCUGCUCUAAUCACCUUUUUCAGUUUCUAAACUAUUUUCUUACCCCUUAAAGCUCUUACUACUUUUUGUACUUCUGGAAUGCGCCCUGGCGUCUUUGAUAUAAACCUCUGUGAUGCAGAAGCUAAAUCCACAGAUACAGCACAAAUGAGAGGAACUUUAUAAAUAAGGUUAUAACAGAGAUGCAGCAAAUGCCCUGGGAGAGACGGCAAGCAGACAUGAGGGCAGCAGCACUACCACUUCAUCUGGUAUAUGGAGGUUCAGCCUCUAAACAUAAAUAUUCCAUUUAGCUAUCAUGUCUCAGAUGUGUGAUUUCAAUGGGUGAAAUUUGAGUCAAGUAGAUAGGAGGAGCUUUGAGAGGCUAGGCAUGCUGGGAGUGGCUAGGCAGAGUGGGUCCCCCCCCCACACACACACAGUUGUAGUUCAUUCUAAAGCACUUUUCAUUUCUAAACUAACGUCUGAUCUACAAAUGAAGCAAAAUGAGAUAGUAGAAUGGGAUGAUAGAAUUCCUGACUGUGCCACAUCAGACCGCAGAUACAUUUUUAAAAUGUUCCCCUGUGUAAAAAUCCCUGAUAGUGAGAUAAGCGAGCACAUAAACAAGAAGUGCUCCCUAAUGUGCUUGUUUACUGUACAGUUGGCGUUUUAUAUAGAAGAGCAUUCAGAAAUUAGAUCCAAUACCUGCACUCUGAAGAACUAUCUCAGAGCUCCAUUGCCUUAUUCUGCUGAAUGUCUAUCGACCAGGGCUGUUUCCACACAGCUUACCUUUUGCUGGAACACAAUGUCUUCAUGUGUGAAAUUGUGCCAGGAAGACACUGUUAUUGCAUGAUUUUGUGCAAGAACACGCUGUGUUCUGGUAAAAGGUAAGCCGUGUGGAAAUGGCCCAGAUGUCAGUAAGGGAGAAAGCAAAGACCCCACAAAUGUUUCUGUCUGCCUUGAGCUCGGCAACAGACUUUUAAGUGUGUGGUUGAAACUCAAAAUUUGCUCUUAAACAUUUUGUUGUUGCUUGUUUGAUUUCUGUAGGUGUGGAGGCAGACCUUCAAGAGGUGCUUGGUCUUAUGCCAUGCCAUCUAAUUUGAAAGUCCUGUGUAUGGAUAAUAAUAUUGUUUAGAGAUGGGGGGAAAUAAUUGUGUUCAGGGAUUCUGUUACUUCAUCUCACCUAUAACUCAUUUGUAGUAACUGACACAGUAACUGGUUGCUCAGUUGGGAGGAAAAGGCACUCUGCAUAACCUUAGAGACACUUUUGCUUCAUAUUUUACAAAAGUUUGCCUUGCUCUGCUUAUUUUUGCAGCUAAGUUCUCCAAAGGGAAAGGGAAUUUGAUACAUCUUAAAACUUACCUGUUUUGUUUUGCCUAGUGAAUAUCCAUUUGUUGCUCAUUUGUUAUCAAUCCCCAUUUAUUCCUUGAAGCUGCUGCUUUUAUGAACAUAUACUACAAGUUUGGUAUUUUGUUGCUGGGAAGGAAAAUGUACUCCAGAACUCAUAUCUAUGGCUGUGCAGUGUCUUCUUAUGUGAGUACUAUGGUGUCUACUGGAAAUUCCUUAUGUAUGACAAGUGAGCUUCCCGUUUUUUAUUGGUUUAUUUAAAGUUGUAUAGAAUGUAGUUUUAUGUUGGCACUGUUCGGAUUUUUCCAAAAACAGUAUCAUUAACCUCUUCCGUGCAACAUUCAAAUGGUAUUUUCUGUUUAUUCCCCUCCCAUGAUAAUAUGAGAUAAAAUAAAGAAUAAGAAAUUUAAAAGAGAAAGA
Messenger RNA from Eublepharis macularius, 3789 nucleotides. RefSeq names its product spermatogenesis associated 24 (gene SPATA24). Bases 1 to 543 code for a protein of 180 amino acids. The record is from RefSeq and is a predicted model, not a curated record. Gene Ontology annotation, molecular function: DNA binding. NCBI's taxonomy places the organism in Eukaryota, Metazoa, Chordata, Lepidosauria, Squamata, Eublepharidae. Gene Ontology annotation, cellular component: cytoplasm; nucleus. The transcript is spliced from 6 exons.